UCUCAGGUGCAAAUAAUGCAGCGCGCUGAGAAAGUGAGUGGGUGAUCUUGAGUAUAUAAAGCCAAAUUCAUGAUGAUGAGAUAUCAAACAACCACCAGCGACUGAACAAGAAACACUCAGUCGUUUGCACCAUGAAGCUCUUUAUUAUCGCUGCGGUGAUCUCCGUCGCCAUCAGCCAGGCUUAUGGCGGAUUUAGCGGAGGCGGCGGUGGCGGAUAUGGUGGCGGCGGCUACGGCGGCGGUGGUUUUGGAUCCGGCGGCGGCGGACAUGGAGGCUGGUCCGGAGGUGGCGGUGGACGCGGCUGGUCCGGUGGUUCAGGAGGUGGCUUUGGAGGCGGCGCCCCGCAGAUCGCUAAGGUGAUCAUUGUCAAGAGCGGUGGAGGCGGUGGAUUUGGAUCCGGCGGCGGCGGAUACGGAGGUGGUGGCUACGGAGGCGGCAGCCGCGGCUGGAGCGCCGGAGGCGGUAGCGGCGGAUACGGAGGCGGCAGCCGCGGCUGGAGCCUGGGAGGCGGCUCUGGACUUGGAGGUGGCUCCGGAGGCUGGAAGAUCGGCGGAGGAGGCCUUAGCGGCGGAUUCGGAGGUGGCUCCGGAGGAUGGAAGCAGGGAGGCGGCGGCAGCGGCUGGAGCCUUGGAGGCGGCAGCGGCGGAUACGGAAGCGGCGGAUACGGAGGCGGCUCCAGCGGCUGGCAGCCGGCCGGUCGCGGAUUCGGCGGUGGCAGUAUCGGAGGCGGAUAUGGCGGCGGUAGCAUCGGCGGAGGUCACGGCGGCUGGUCCGGCGGCGGCUCUGGUGGAUACGGAGGCGGCAGCAUCGGAGGAGGCUCCAAAGGCUGGUGGUAAACGCAACAGGAUGCUUUAACGCGGUCAAAUAUUCCUUACCAACACCAAUGGAAAAUGAACAUACACCGCCUGCGUUGAGUUUGCUUCAGCCAAGCGAUUGUAUACCAAAAAUGUUUUAAUGAUCCCAACUGCACAAAUGAAAAUAAAGCAUAUGUUUGUAGAAUA
Cloeon dipterum is the source of this 1001-nucleotide messenger RNA. RefSeq names its product acanthoscurrin-2-like. The record is from RefSeq and is a predicted model, not a curated record. Bases 132 to 836 code for a protein of 234 amino acids. The transcript is spliced from 5 exons. NCBI's taxonomy places the organism in Eukaryota, Metazoa, Arthropoda, Insecta, Ephemeroptera, Baetidae.